GGUCCCGCCCCCUCACCGGAAGGAGGCGUUUCCCGGAGCAACAGACAGAUCCAGAUCUCGAGUUUGGUGGCGGGAAAGGCCAUGAGUAAAAGCCGGGCCGAAGCUGCGGCUGGAGCCCCCGGGAUCGUCCUAAGGUACCUGCAGGAACAAAACCGGCCCUACAGCGCCCAGGACGUGUUCGGGAACCUGCAGAAGGAACAUGGACUGGGCAAGGCGGCGGUGGUGAAGGCACUCGAUCAGCUGGCCCAGCAAGGCAAGAUCAAAGAGAAGACGUACGGCAAGCAGAAGAUAUAUUUUGCCGAUCAGGACCAGUUUGACACAGUGAGUGAUGCGGACCUCCACAGUCUGGAUGCCAGUAUCAUGGCCCUCACUGCCAAGGUGCAGGGCUUACAGCAGAGCUGCCGGCACAUGGAGGCUGAGCUGAAGGAAUUAACAAGUGCGCUGACCACUCCUGAGAUGCAGACAGAGAUUCAGGAGUUGAAGAAGGAGUGUGCUCGCUACACAGAGAGACUGAAGAACAUCAAAGCAGCUACCAACCAUGUCACUCCAGAGGAGAAGGAGAAGGUGUACAGGGAGAGACAGAAGUACUGUAAAGAGUGGAGGAAGCGGAAGAGGAUGACCACAGAGCUGUGCGAUGCGAUCCUUGAAGGUUACCCCAAGAGCAAGAAGCAGUUCUUCGUAAGUGACUUUCCCCUCUUGCUCCCCUGGGAUCUUUGCCCAGAGAAUUCUUCACUGCUUUCCUUUCACAGGAGGAAGUUGGGAUAGAGACAGAUGAAGAUCAUAAUGUUACGCUCCCAGACCCCUGAGGGGCCCUUGAUGGAGGUGGGAACAGACCGUCCUGCUUUGGCCACCUUAUUGAGGUGACCUUUUUAUUCUUGCUGUUCUCCACCUUUGAGCAGUGGACAGAGGAGCACAGAGGCAUAGUGUUAAGCAGAGGCUGCUGGUUAGAAAGGGACGGUCACAAUCAUUUUGCACAGGCCUCAACAAGGACUUGUAACAAUCCUAAA
Rattus rattus (black rat) is the source of this 1007-nucleotide messenger RNA. RefSeq names its product PSMC3 interacting protein (gene Psmc3ip). Lineage: Eukaryota; Metazoa; Chordata; Mammalia; Rodentia; Muridae. Gene Ontology annotation, cellular component: DNA recombinase auxiliary factor complex; condensed nuclear chromosome. Gene Ontology annotation, molecular function: double-stranded DNA binding; recombinase activator activity. Bases 82 to 765 code for a protein of 227 amino acids. Gene Ontology annotation, biological process: homologous chromosome pairing at meiosis; meiotic joint molecule formation; meiotic strand invasion involved in reciprocal meiotic recombination. The record is from RefSeq and is a predicted model, not a curated record. The transcript has 7 exons.